CGGGAAACGAAACAAACGAACGUCGUUUGUACGUUUUGAGGUUUUGAGUUUUGGAGAAGAACGAGGAAGGCAAGUUAAAUUUUGUUGCUAAAUUUCGUACUUUUUGAGCCUAGAAAAUAUGACAAAUACCGACGCAAGCGUAAGCCAUGAUCAUGAUUAUUGUUCUUCGAACCUACAAGACGAAAAAGACAUCGAUUUCGUGGUAGAUAACCUCAUAAAUUCAUCUUCCCCUAAAAGCAUAGAUGCUGAAAUGAACAAAGUGGACUCGCUUUGCCUUUCACCAGCCUACAGCUGUGACAGCGGAAUUGACUCCUUUGCCAACGAUUUGGUCCAAGGUUUCGGCGGAGAAGGUGAUGAUCUUUUGAAUUUUUUGUUAGACGAUGAUUUUGGACUUGAAUCUGAGAUGGAGGGAAUUGUAAAUUUUACUAAGAAUUUCACCAACAGUUCUGUGGAAACUGCUAAAGUUGAUAAGGCAAUGACAAAUACAGCAAAACCUCCUGUUGGUAAAACGGCUACAACCUGUACAGACGAAUUAGGACGAAACAGAAAGAAUGCGGAGAAUGCCAAAGAAAAUCGAAGAAAGAAGAAAAUUUAUGUUGAGGGUCUCGAAAAAGAGGUUGGCCAACUUCGGAAUGAGAAGAAUGCACUGAUGGGAAAGUCGAACAGAUUGGAGAAGAAAGUUAACAAGCUGGAAAACGAAGUCGAUUAUUUGAAAAACGUUCUGGCCAAUCAAAGCAUGUUAUCGAAGCUAAUUGAAAAUGUAUCGAAGACGCCCGGCGUUUCAUUGUCUACUUCUUUCUGUUCAUCUAGGGAAUCCUCGUUAAAGGAUAACGAUUGUGAAAAAGAAAACCCGGUUUCAACACGAUCUGCUUCCAGGAAACGAGCUUGUGAUCCUCAGCCAGCUUCAAAUGCCAAACAAAGUAGAAGUAGCUCAACUGCAUCAGGUGGUGUUUGUCUUCAUGUAAAACAGAGCAAGGUUUCGAUCGAGUUCUGUCAUCAUUGCAACAAAAUGGCACAAGAUUGAGUUUGUUCAAGAAAAAUUUUGGUGGGAAAAUUGUCAGUAUACCAAUUACAUUACGACAAUUCAAGAUUUUAAAUUGUGGGUAUUUUUACCUGAUUGUAAAUUACAACUGGAAAGCAUAGGCGAAGACGUGAAUGUCAAAUUGUUUGUAAUUUGACAGUAUUGUAUAUAGUGAUUAUGGAAUGGUAACAUGCAUUUGCGCAAAGCGUUCAUUGCGUUCACAGCUCACUUUGAUUCAAAAAUUCAAAAACCAAGAAUUGUAAAAAUGUACAAAAAAGAAUUUAGUAUUUUUCUCAUAGUAGAAAUUCAUUAUGUAAUUUGUAGUUUUGCUUAUCAGCAUGAAGUAGCUAAGUUGUCAAGAUUUGUAUAAAAAGAAAAACAAUUUAAAACCUAUAGUCUGCUUUUUUUUCUUGUGUAAAUUCAAAAUGUCACCACUCGAAAGAUUAUUUUUUCUGUUACAGGUCACCAAAGAGCUAUUGUGAAUAAUUACAAAGAUUAAACCCUUAUAAAUGGUAAAUAUUUUGUUAUUUAAUUGUAUCCGUAUAAUUUUAUCCCUGCAUAUAGUAAAUUGUGCAUAUUUGUUAUAACCAUGGGCGGAUUUACUUCCCCCAUAGAAGAAAUUGCAUGUUAACUCCUUCUCCUGUUCAGAUGCCCCCUAGUACUUAAUUAUUAUCACAAGUGGAAGGAGAGUCUGGAUUUUUUUUUCAAUAGACCUAAGGGACCCUUAGCCUUGUACUUGGCUAGAGAGCCUCAUUUUCGGGAUUGAGAUAUCGUCUUUAGAGCCCUUUAUCUUGGCACAGACCACCGAAGGUCCCCACACCAUCUAAUUUAACUGUAUGAUUUUGUAAAUGUGUCCAUUUGUACCAAGAUAAAGGGCUCUAAACCCAAUAUCUCAAAUCACGAAUACAAGGUUGCACAGCUAAAGCCUCUGCACUUUCCAGAAGAGAGUAUUGAAUGAAAUGGAAUUUACAACACUAAGAAAACAGGUUGAGUGUUUGGCAAAAAUGUCAUAAUGUUUGGCACAACUACUUGAUUGCAAAUGUUACAAGCAUAAGUUUCAAGUUCUGUUUGACAAACUGGAAUGUUUUGACAUACUGGAAGUGCAAAUUUAUUCCAAACAAAGAACCUCUAAAUUUCCAACCUUGAACCUUUUUUGGCCUUAUUAUAUACUGCAGUUUAUAAUAGGUUGUCAAGUUUUAAUGGUUGAAAGGAAAAAAACAACAUUAUAGCAUGAAAGUAUUGGGAAGGGUAGUCCUUAUUCCAACUGCCCCCUUGCAUGCACAUGGGCCGGACUGCAGAGUUGGGCACUUUUUGACGAGAUCUCUGGUGCGCAAAUAUUAGAAAAUCGAAGAGCAGGUGCGCAAAACAGUUUCCAAGUGCGCAUUAAGAUGCAGUCAAGGGCACAAAAGUUGUGAGAUGCAUGUUAAAAACAAUGAAAAUUAGAGAUUUGAGGGCAGUACACCCCAGGCGUGCUGAAAUUUCUUCCUAAAAAAAUAUCGGGUGCGACAUUGACCAACUCUGCAGUCUGGCACAUGGGAAAGGUUAUUGACAUUUUUUUGACAGAAUGUUAAACAUUUUUCUUCCAAGCACUCUUCCAUUCCUGGAGUGAGAAUGGUUGAAAUCUAACAGAUGUGGCAUGAACUGUCUGUAAUAUGUGGUUAUGUAUGUGAGGUAGUAUGCAAAAGGGAGUAUUAUAACUAGUCAACUGGUGCUUUUAAACCUUCCUUCAAAUAAAAAGGAAAUGUGUGUGUCUGCCAUGUUACACCAGGCAAUUUGUCAUGGGAUGUUCUUGUGUGAAAAGAAUUAGAAAAUUUAUGAGCUUAGUAAUGUGUGAGCAGCAUGGCUUGAAAUUUGCUGUGUCCCGAUAGCCCUGAGCACAUUAUCAUAGUUACAGCAGUUUUACAUGUUACACAACCAACCUAGCAAUAGUUGUUUUUGACAUCACCAAUUCAAUAUCAGAAACAUUGACAACUGAACAAAGCUUGCCAAACUCAAUCAUGACUUGCAAAUUUUAUAAUUAUACACGAUCACAUUGAUGGUCUUUAUUCAGUUGAUGUUUCUGAUAAUGAAGUAGUGACUAUUCUUAAAUGUCAACAACAACUAUUGCUAUAUCAACCUUCUAAUGUCAUGUGAAACUGCUUUAAAGUUUAUUUGAGUGCUUUUCUAGAAACACGUAACUUGGCUGUGUGUCUGAAAUAAGGCCCUGUUUACACUAUACCGGAUUACUUUUCAUACCGGAUUAAUUUUUACUCCGAAGUAAAAAAUCAAGGGUGUUUACACUAUGCCGCUUUGCUCUGUUGCCAGCUCAUGUCUUUCACUGUCGCCAUGGAAACAAGUAGCCAAUACACCAAAAUUUAUUAAAAACAAGAAGUGACACCCGUUUUCUUUGUAAAGUAUAACUUUGUUUAAAAAGCUUGACCACCAGACGUUGCUUCGUUUCGCUCUAAUCCAAAAUUUCAGAGUAUUAAUUUAAAUUUUGCUCUUUCGAAAGCGAAAAGUCAAUGUUAUUAUCGUUUCCUUUAUUUGUAUUCGCCAGAAAUAGUAAAUGGUUGCAAGGCGAAACAAACAACGGCUAUAAAGUAUUGUAAAAGCGAGCAAAUAAAGGCGACAAUGUUAAAACAUACACGCCAAAACCGAUUUUGUACUGAAGCAUACCGGAUUAGCCUGUUUACACUGCUCCGGCACAUACCGGAUUACUUUUCAUAUCACCUCCAAAGCGGAGUCCGCGUCGCGUACCGGUUACGUUACUGGCGUAAUGUAAACAGCAGCCGAAUCCGGCUAAAAAUCGCUACGCUCCGAUGCAAUCCGGUAUAGUGUAAACGGAGCCUUAAUGUCAUUGCAACUUGCUCGAAAAAUUGCCUUGUGUAACAUGGUCUUCUGUUAAGAUUCAUUGAAACAACCUUCCACUAUGUUCUUUUCUCUAUACUAUAUUAUAUAUAUUUUUUUAAUUGCUCUGCGAUCCUAUUUUUACAAUACAUUUCAACUAACUUUAGCCUAUACAUUAUGUGAAUUUGCUACAAAGUUUAAAAGUUCAUAAUGUAAUUCUCAACCAGUUUCUAAACUGAGCAUUUGAUUGGUUUCUGUUAAUUUGGGAGGCAAUGAGACACUAACAAUGCACCCCUCAUGCUGUCAGAUGAGUGUGCCUCAAAAAUUGUCAUUGUUCAUUGCUCAUAUCAAAUAUUGCUGUACUAAUAUGGAAUGAUAAAAUUAUAAGUAACGGCUGGCUGUACCUGGGUAGUUGGAAGAUGAAGAAAAAAUGGUGGAAUAUACAGUAUAUCCAUGCUCAGAAAAAAGAUGUUUUUUGGUGGUAAAUAUGGCCCUAGGUGGUGACUACAAGCAUAAUUUGAAAAGAAAAUUUUGAUGUUAAUGGUAGCAUAAUUUGAAAAAAUUCGAUGUUAAUGGUUGACCCAUUGGUGUUUCUUUUUGGGUUAUGAAGAGUACAUGUGUAUAUGAAUACCUGUCUGAGACCAAGAGGUAGCAGUCUGUGGUAAUUAUUGCUGUAGAUUUGAAGUCUAUUCAGACGGAAGGUGCUCUUAGGAGGUUGGGACCUAGGACAACCUUUUUUUCACCAUUUGUUUUGGACAAGAGCAAUUGAUUCCAGCUAAUUUAAUGACAAGUAUGACUAGAAUUUGUAGAGUGUGAUCAGUGAAAAUUGUGUAAAUUAUUUUAUAAAUACACUGAAAUUGCUUUUUACUAUUGGUGAAUGUUGUUUUUCAAUAUCUAGUAAUUUUGCAUUGCAC
Molecule: messenger RNA, 4761 nt
Organism: Paramuricea clavata
Lineage: Eukaryota; Metazoa; Cnidaria; Anthozoa; Malacalcyonacea; Plexauridae
Source: the annotation of a GenBank genome assembly